Messenger RNA from Paramecium octaurelia, 3795 nucleotides. NCBI's taxonomy places the organism in Eukaryota, Ciliophora, Oligohymenophorea, Peniculida, Parameciidae. The record is from the annotation of a GenBank genome assembly.
AUGUUUCCAAAAUAAAUUCAAUAUACUCAAUCUCAAAAGACGAGUGAUUAUAGCUUGAAUAGUUAACAAUUUAACUAGAGGCCUUUUCGAUAUGAAAACCAAUAAUCAAGUAAAGCACCUUGGUAGAAACUUAAAUCAAAUGAAACCGACAAUGAUCCAAUAACAAGACGUGACAGAACUGUUAAAUCAAUAGUAAACAAUGGCUAUUAUAUUAGACUGUCUUAUAAGAGAUAUUUAGUUGUAGCAAUUAAAAAAAACUAAUAAAAUUAGUGAGUUCAUUUCUAUAGUAAGAACAGCAAUUAACUCAAAUUGGUGAGCAAUUCGACAAAUAGCAAAUAAUUUCACUCUUCUUAAAAAUUCAUCAGAUGCAAAGUCCAUAACUUGUGUAGUUUUUACACUUACUUUAUGAUUCUCUGUUUUCUUUAGAUUCAUCGGUUAGUUCUAAGAUUUACACACAUCAAGAUGUUCUUAAAUAUAUGCUUCUAUCAAAUUAUGAAUAAAUCUAAGGGCAAGCAGGGUAAUUGACCAGAAUACUUGAAAUUUUAUCAGAGAUGCAGAUUCUGAAUCCUGAUUUCCUAGCAUUUGAGGAAGAGUUUCAAAUUGAUAUGGAAGAAGUAUUACAUCUAAUAAUUAAUUAGAUUUCAAAUUCAUUUAACAAAGUCUAAUUGCGAAUCCUGUUUUUGGUUAGUUCAAUAGAUAUACUAAGAGCUUUGAAAGGUUCAGUAGCUUUGUUUGAAUAAUUAGAAUAGUUUGUGUUUUCUUAAAUCAAGAAUAGUUAGAUGCCAAACAUUUCUGAUAUGCAAACUCUUGUAUAUGCUUAUAUUCUCUUAAGUGAAUAAUUAGAUAUUGCUAAUAGACUUGGCUAUUCGAAAUAAGCAGUAGAGAUUAUAGGUAAAUCUUCAGAUUAUUCAAUUUAUGAAUUAAAAAAAAGAUUUAUUAAUAAUGCUAUGAGAUUAUCAUAAAAAUAUUUAGGGUCUUAAGUUUGCGAUUAACUAACAAGUAUGAAUAGAUCAUUCAGUCCUGGGUUCAAUAGAUAACCAAUGACUCGUUUCAAUUAAUUAGAUAGUGCAUCCUAUUAAUUUCUAGUCAAUCAAUUGAAAAUGGAUUACACUUUAAAUAAUGAAGAAAAUUUUUAAAUUGAUUUUAAAUGCAACAAUAUAUUGACAAGUCCCCUCAUCUAUUAAUUAAUGGAUAAGUAAUUUAAUAAUAAAUAUUUUUAGAUUAGUUCCAUAAACAGUGAAAAAAGAGAAAGUAAAUUCAAUUUUUACUGAGUAAAGUCAAGCGGAGAAAAAAAGUUAGCCACUUAUUGUAAAAAAGCAAUUCUCCAUUAAAUAAUUGAAGUAAGAGAAUAUGAUAUAAUCUCAAACUCAAAAUUAAGUAUCCACCCCUUCACAAAAGAAUUCAUAACAGGUAAAAAUAAUCAAUAAAUCAGAUGUCCUAAACCUAAGGAUUUCAAACUUCCUAAAUCAAAUAACAAGCCAAUAUCAGUGUCAAACCAGGUUUAGAUUCUAAUGAAUUUGAAAUUCUAUAAAAUAAAUUAGGUCGUCAAUAAUAAGAAUUGGAAGAAUUAAAAUAAUUGUAUAAUACUAAUAUGGCUCAAAAAAAAAAUGAACUCAAUCAAUCAAAUUAGCAAAACUAAUAAAAUGAUUAACUAAAGAAAAAGAUUGAAGUGUUAGAGACCAAUUUAGUAUAAUUGAAGAAUGAAAAUACUACUUAUAAAAAGGAGAAAGACUAAAAAUAAAGUGAAGUUAAUGAGUUGAGAUCCUUCAUACAAGAUUUGCAAGAUAAAUAGCUAAAAUUAGAAAAAUUAGUUCAAUCACAAUAAUAGUAAUAUCAAUAGUAAUAAUAAUAAUUUUAAUUGUAAUUACAAUAAUAAUAAUAACAAGCGUCACCAUAAUUACCCAAUCCCAAUCCCUCAUAACAAUAUUUAAAAAAAUAACAAAGCAGCUAAUCAACUAAAGCAAAUACUUAAUUAUAAAUGAAUAUCUAAAUUCCCAAUAAUAAUGAUGACAAGAACAGACUAUUUGUGAGAGCCUAAAGUUAAAUGAGUCAUUCUCCAGGAGAAGAAUUUAAAAAUGAAAUGGAUGAUACAAGUCCUAGAAUUAUCAAAUAAAAUUAAGCCUAUUUACUUUAAUUAUUAGAUCUGUUAGAUUUGAAUACAUCUUUCACUAAAACUUAUACCAAAUUUCAUUCAAAUAAUGAAAAUAAUUCUUGGGAAAGUGAUGUAUCAAUUCUACAUAAUUUUAAAAUAGAAGGGUUAAUAACAGAUUCAAAUGAAGGGAAAGCACUGAUGCUCAAAGCUUACAAUCAAUAGAAUCUAUUAUGCUCGGAAUAGAUAUCGUUUGAUCUCUUGAAAAAUCUUCUUGGCUACGUUGACUUUUAAGAUACUCUACCAACAAAUCUACCUAACAUCAGUACAACUCACUAAUUCUUUAAAUUUUUAAUAUUGCCUUAUACCGCAGUUGUACAGGAUGAAACUACUUAACAAUAUAAAAUUUAGUUGUGGCCUAAACCUUAUGGAUUAUUGAAUGGAUUAAAUUUAAAGGUAGAUUUCUUAGAUCUUAAUUGUCUAGUUUAUGUUCAUCAUCUGGAAACUGAUCAAUUUAGAAUUAUUAUAUUUGACCCUGCAAGUUAUGAUUGCUUCAAAUUAGAUUUAGAAAUGGACUACUCUUCGAUCGAUACAUUCUUUGUAGAUGCAAAAUCUAUUAAAGAUGAAUUCAACUAUUAUUGUAAGAGUAAUUUAUUAAAAUUGACUGAAAAAACACCUAAAUUUGGAGAUGAUGAUGUUGCUGAAGCCUUGGUAGAAAGACAUUUUUCAAAAGAAAAAGUAAAAGCAGUUUAGGCUGAAAUAAAGUAAAAUUAAUCAUAUGGUCAAGAAAAUCUAGUCUUAAAAUAGCCACUAGACUUUCUGAAAUUCAUUAAAUCAAUUGUUUAAGUCUUUGAAUAAUAACUCAAAUCAUAAUCAAUUACUUUUCCUAAUAGUUUACUUGGUAUGAAAUAUUUCAGAUGCAAGACCUGGAAUGCUGGAACUAAAAGUUAAAUUCAAAUUGUCAAAGAACAAUUAGAUCAAUAAUAAAUUUCUAUAUAUUUGGCUAAUUGUUUUGAAUCUUUUGGACCAAAUAAAUCAAAACUUAAAGCUAAAGGAAGUACCCAUAUUAACUUUUCAGCUAUUCAAAGAGAAUUUUCUGUCUCCUAUGAUAAAUUAUAAAUAGAAGAAAGAGCAACUAUUUUAUAAACUAUUUUAUAUUCAUUCAACUUGAAUAUUUUUGAAAAGGUAUGUGAAUAGGAUGAAUAACAGUUUGACAAAAACCCUAUUGUCUAGAGUGUUUAUGAUUGCGGCUCUUACCGAAAGUAUUUAUAAUUAAAUUAUCUAUAUUAGAGUCAUCGCCUUCGAUAAUGGCAAAAUUGCUUAGGUGACCAUCUAAGUUAUUGGAUCUAACAGAAGAAUGUGUGGAAUUAAAUUUGCUGUUUUCAAUGUUGAUGAAACCAUUGAGAAUGGAGUAUUCUUGCCGGUUUCAUAAAGUGAAUGGGAUACUAGAGCCAUGGAAAAAUAAAAAAUUAAAGCAUCUGUUCAAAAUGUUCCAUUUGCUGAAUAUUUAUUGACUUAAAUUCUAAAAUGCCCAACAACUUAAAUUGUAAACUUCUAUAAUUGAUUCUUAGAUUUUGUUUAAAAAGAUUUUGAAUGCUGAUUUCAAAUCAAAUUAAAUUAAUAGUAAUGAAAUUAAGAAGAGAAAGACUUUCAUUGAAAGAGUGGACAAUCUAUUAACCUGGCAAGAAGUCAUUGCAAAUUUAUGA